CACUCAGUCAUAAUUCCAAUAAUAUUAUUUUUGCCAAUGAUUCUUUUUGCACGAAAAGAGCAUUACAAAUUUUCAAAAUUGUCAACAGAAGCGGUCACGAGUCAACUCGAUGUAUCGAACAAGCAGCGCGCCGCACGUCAGUCCAGCCGUUCCGGCGUUCCGAUCGCUUGUGGCGAAUCCGCGCGUUCCGCAUACGCACAAAGGAACGGCGGAAUCCCCAUCCGGGAUCGCCAACGCCGAGUGCUUCGUGAUGGUGGCAGUGGAGCGCAGUGCUGUCGUUGAUAGUCGCGUAGCAGGAACAUGGAAAGAUGGCGACAUAUCUGAAACGCUCGUCGAAACUGUUCGAUUUGUCGUUGUCGCGGCCCAGCGCGGACGUGCGUCUGCGGGAUCUCAUGUGCCCGGUGUGCCGCGGCAUCCUGAUCGAGCCAGUGACGCUGCCGUGCACACAUAACCUCUGCCUGCGCUGCCUGAAGGGCACGUUCGAGCACAACAGCCUGAGCUGUCCUCUCUGCAGGCUCAGGGUAGGCUCGUGGCUGCGCACCGCUACCAAGUCGGAGACCCUGGUGAACCACGGCCUCUGGGAGUUCAUCCGGACGAAAUUUCCAAAGGAGGUCGAGGACAAGCAUAACGGCGAAGAGCGGGACCUCGGCUUGGACGCUGAUUUCGCAACAGACAGGAUACUCAGCGCGGCCGGAGAGAUACAUCGUGAAUAUGAAGCGCAACUUCAAAUAGCCGAAGAAGAAAUGCGACGUCAGAGGCAGGCUGAGCAGAUAGCCAGCGAGGCCUUGAUACAAAAGAUUCAAGCGGAGGAGCAGCAUCUGUUGCUGGCGCAAUUGGCGCAGGAUCAGUUGCUGGCCAAGACCUUGGCGAAAAAGCAAGUCGCGGAGAAGCAAAAGGAGGCGGCUAAGUGCUACAGCGAGUGCUUGAAUACGUCGUCGAACUACGCGUACGACACGUCCAAGUUCAACGUGAAGACCACACGUGUAAAUAAUGUCGAAGCGCAACAAGCCGAAAGUACACACUUAGAUAACAAGAGGACGAGUCUUCCUGAAUCCAUCAGAGAUAACCCGGAUCUACGACGGACGAAUAUGGCGUUGUUAACGAAGAUCUGCACUGAGAGAUACUGCAAAGUGAAGACGAACGCACCUAACGCAUACAAGAACUGUUGUCCGAAGCAAUUGGCCGUCUACAACGUUGUGACGAAGUCGUUCAAGCACCAAGCGGUACCCAGGUACAUUCAACCAUGUACCUCGAAUUAUCCCACGGAUCCUGGAUGCUCCACGUCGCAGGCUUAUGCCACCGAAACCAAGGAGGAGCUGCGUGUGCCGAGCGACGUAGUGAAUAGCAAGAAGAAGAGCCUAGGAGUGGAAGUGUGCAGAACACACGGAUCACUCGGGCCACAUCGGACCGACGACGAUGAGAGGAUAGGAAGCGCGGAGAGCUCGGGCAGUCACGAUAGCAUUAAUCAGGAGAUCCAUCACUUCAAGCCGAUCAAGACAGUGCCGAGGACAUCGUUCAAAAUUUCUUCAGAUGGAAAACAGAUUGAUCCGAAGCUGAUCAGAGUGGUUCCUAUUAUGAAAAGGGUGAUCAACGCGGUACUGAAACCUCCGUCACCGACGCAUCUAAAACGAAUCAUUGGAUGUUCCUGGAGCGCUUUCAGAGGUAAAGCAAGGCAGGAUGCGAGGGAAAAGCAAGCUGCGCGCAAUGUAGAUACGGAUACGGCGGCCCCGAUCGAUCAGAAACCGUCGACGUCACUCAACCAGACGGUUUUGAGUAAGUCAAUGAAACCGCAGACGAGCGACGCCCGACUCGAUUUUAUCCUCGAAUCGUCGUUCGACAGCAACAAAAAUUACACGAAGAGCGUAAACAAGAUCGUCAAUGGCACUAAGGUGAGCAAAAAAUUGUCGUUAGACGACGAGUUGGACGCGAAGACGAUUCGUAAGUCUUGGCGGACACGCGUGAGAAACGGCAUGGUGGCCAAGUCCAAACGACACAGAAACGUCAGGUACUGUAAAAAGGGUGCCGAACUUAUCUUGGACGCAAAAGAGGAGGAACAGGAGGAGGGGGAGGAAAUGGAAGAAGAGGAGGUGGAGGAGGAAGAGGACAAGCAGAAGCAGGACGAUGAUCCAAGGGGUUCCAGUUCGUCGUGUGGCAAAACGAGUCCGCAAAACGACGAGCGGGACGGCGACGAUGACGUAGCGCUCGAAAAUAUAGCGGAACGAAUUAAGAGGAGGAAAGUGAACGCGGAAAAAAAGACGCUGAAGCCGACAGAAGCGGAGUCCGACACGUCGUCUAAAAGGAGCACGAGGAAGAGAGUGUUAUCUGAGAGGAGAGACAAGAGCUCCGCGGUCGAGAAUCAAGCCGUCGUAGUUUCGUCGUCCCGGGAGAACGAGAAACUCGUCGACAGCACAUCGAAGCGACGGAGAAUGCACGCGGCUACCCGAAGCACCGCGGAGAAGAGUGAGUCGUCGACAAACGCGACAAACGGCAAAGUGGUCGCCGCGCCUGCGUCCAAGAGAUCAGCGCGAACUGCGAGUUCGACCAAGAUUUCCAGAGGAGUGGUUGGCAGCGAGUCGAACGGUACGCGAUACAACAAUGGCAAGUUCAAUUAUGACUCGCCGCCAGAGUCCUGCGACGAGACGGAGGAAUGCAAUGUCUUGGAGGAGAGCAAUGUCGCCGACGUAGAUGAGAAGCACGAGCGCCUUUCGGACGAAGAGGUAAUCAAAGAGCAGCAACGGAUCGAGCAGGUACUCCUGCAGGAGCGAGAGGAUUACGAACUGGCGCGCCGCUUGCAGGAUAAAUUCGACGAGAUGGAGCAAGUGGCGAGGCGCACCAGACGUUCGAGGAGAGUCGUCGAGGAUACGAAUUUCGAUGCGGUGGAGUUGCGCGAGAUCGCCGCGGCGAGGGCAGCUCGUAAAGCGAGAAGCGCGCCUGCCAAACCGUCGCUCGUCGUACGAACCGCGAAGACCGUGCCUAAGAAGAAGCGCGGCAGGCCGCCGAAGCGUGUGAAAUAAGACGAGAUGCGCGCACGAUAAUCACUCAAGAACACGUGUUAGAACCCUCCAUUUGGAUGUUCCUAUAAGUCGAAUAUGAAAGACGAGGAAAAAGAAGCAGAAAAAGAAGAUUUAGAAGUAGUAGUAGCAGCGCUAGAAGUGGAAUAAGCAGAAGAAGAAAAAAGAACAGAAGAAAAAGAUGACGAGGAAGAUUUGAUUAUUGCAACUUUGUACAAUGUCCUGCAUGUUUCCAAGAGCAACAACGGAUCGAGCAAUCGGUUGCGUGGUGUCGAAUGCGUACCUGGUGUGUACAUCGCGAGAGUACACGUGAAACGGUCUCGCGGCAAUCUUUCAAAUUGUUAUAAACGUCGUUCCCGGUGUCCAUUUGACAUAACGUUGACGCGCAUCUUUCUACGCGCCGUCUUUGUUCCUAAUGCGCGUCGUUCGUCCGCGUUUUAAAGAUAGCGACGGAGGGCAGACGCUUUACGGUCGUAUACACAACGACAGAUUCUUUGGCAGCGGUUGAUCUUGAUUUCACGAAAAUUCAAGGUAGACCAGUUCGAGAUACAUCUAGGCGGAUCAUUAAGUGUAUAACGAGAUUCUAUUGCUCAUUCAAAACCGAAGAGGCUUUAUUUUUACAGAGAAUUUUUUUAUUUGAGAUAUAAAUAUAUAUGUAUAUAUAUGAAUAUAUGUGUGUGUGCAAAAAUAUUUUUUAACGAAUAUCGAAAAGCUGCGGCGUGAGUAAACGAUUCGUAUUGCCCCUCGCUUCGAGAGGUUACGCGCGAGAUCCGUCAAAGAAUCUGUUGAAAUGAAGAUCGGUGCUUCUAAGACACCCCGUGUCCAUUUUUAUUAAUUGAUAGGCUAAUGAGAAUGAGAUUCUCCCCCCUCCAUCUUUUACAAUCAAAACAGCGCGACAAUAGAACGAGCAAGAUGUUGUUAAAUUCCAGACCAGGCGUGUUACAAGUGCGUACGUCCUUGAUUGCGACGAGCAAAGAGAUGUAUGUAACGAGAUUGAAACCGUAGUUUUAUAUACAGCGAUUACACUUAUUUUGUAAGUGAGCUUGUCGAUUUAAGUAGGCUUAGAUCACUAUUUGUUGCAACAAUCCCGUAAGAUUUAUAUAAUACGUAUUAUAUGCAAGUUGAUUAGUUUCUUUUUUCUGUGAAAGUUCGAUUCGUUGACAGCUGGCUCUUGACGUUUUCGCAAAUCGCCUUUUCAGCGGUGCCGAGUCGCAAAUAACGUCGAUCGAUCCUUCGAUCAAGGGCCGAGCGUUAUGCUUCGUUGUUAACGCGGUUUUCAUCGAGAACUAAUUAACAUUAAUUAGAUGUUAGAAGUCGGGGGAGUCAUGUGAGAUUCGACCGAUCUUCCGCUCCUUCCCAAACGCGAAAAUAGGAAGGAGCGGGGAAUUAUAUGAUGUUAUCCCCCAGUUAUCUUUAAUCGCAACGUUCGCGGGAACGACCGUACAUGUAAAGUUUGUUAUGUGACAUUUAUAUAGAUUACCGAGCGAGAAAGGCAUAUUAUAAGUGAAUUGCGCAUUAUAACUAGAGAGCAACAGAGAGAGAGAGCAAGAGAGAGAGAGAAAGAAACUAUAUGUUUAAUAAGAUCCGCUUGAUAUAUCGCGAUAAUUGUCUACUGUCAGCUUCGACGGCCUUGAUUAUCGUACCGCAAUCGAAUUACUUGUUAUAAAUUAAGCAUUCUAUUAAGAGAUUUUUGCACGGAAAUAUACAUUUAGUGCGAUGGCGUGUAUGCGGAUUUCGCCGUGGUGUUCCUUUCGCGCGGGAUUCGAUAGGAUUCGCAUUUGGCGAGGACUGUCGCGGAUUGCAGUUCCUUUGGCGCAGUUCCGUUUCUGCUAGUAGGUCUCGAAUCUUCGCUCAUGUGUGCCGCAUAUAUAUAUAUAUCAUCACAUAUUAUAUUAUAUAUAAUACAUGUGUAUUAUAUAUUAUAUAAUAUUAUAUAUCAUAUGUUAUAUCGUACGCAUAUAUAUAUAUAUAUAUAUAUAUAUAUAUAUAUAUAUAUAUAAUAUUUUUUAAGAGUCCACUGGUAUCGGAAUGAGUUCGCGCUCCUCCUGUUUGUGAUACUGUCAUAGUAUUCUGUGGGAAAAAACAAAAACUACUAGUUGAUUGAACACAAUGACGCAAUUGAACGCGUUUUGGUUGAAGCAGACCGAAUUUCUGGUUCUUAUGAAUUUCAAAUUCGGUUCUUGAGAACCAGAAAUUCUGUGCAAGACGCAUUUAAUUGCGUAAUGUUAAUUUAAUGAUGAAUAAAUAGAGCCUAUAAAGGCCAAGUAGCAAUGUAUUGCCAUAAAAUUUUUAUAGCGCUACAUUAAUCGUGCUUGGUUUUACAGACCCUACUUACUCUUCAUUUGACUUCAUCCAGACACGUUAAUUUAAACAAUCUUUUGUCUUCGGGUACAAAUCGACUAUUCGCGCGCUCUCGAUCGCGACGGAAGUUGAGUACGAUUCGUUUUUAUGUUGGUUCUACGAUAGAUGUCGUAAACCGUAAGACCAAUCACAAUCGAUUGUUAGAAGAAUAAUCGGCUAUGAUUGGCCAAUUCUUACGGCACACGGUUUACAACGUAUUUGCACCGGAUUUACGUACGCAGUGUACUCGCGCGCACUUUUCGUCUUCACUUCCGCGACUACGUGCGAGCCAUUUUGAAUCUGUCGACCGAACAUGAUCGAAGUUGCGCUCGUAGCGCGCAUUAGAACUCACCGCGGACGAGACCGGGUAAUUCCUUCGCGUCGUGCUUUAACGAGCGCAAUCGUUAACAUCCCGACAUGCCGCCGCAGCCAUCAGGUCCUUUUGUUUAAACGUCGCGAUAAAAGAGAGAAGGAGGGAGAAAGAUAGAGAGAGUGAGAGAGCCUUUUACUGAAUGUUAUUUAAAUGAUAAGAAGAUACUUUUAUAGAGAGACGAGCGAAAGUAUAACAGCGACAGUCGACAGAGUAGACGACGAGGAAACAUUCGGAUAUUACGAAUUCGAACGUUCGGGUAUUGUCGAAUUUUAUGAUUUUAAUGAACCUCAAACGUCCGUUUGUUUUCCUUUUUUUUUCUUUUGUGUUUCUUUUUUUUCUUCUCUACUUAUUCAGCGGCUCGGAAUAAAAGGGGAUCGUCUUUUAUUUCGAGCCACUCCACCACAAAUCCGCGAAUCGCGAAACUCGAAGAGGCUUCUGAAAGUUUCCUUGUUAGUGCGGAAUAAGCGGCAACCGCAGCGCGUAUGAAUGAUCGCGGUUAGAGGAUGUUUCCAUCGUUGCUCUUCCCUCCAUGUUCCUUUCUUCCCUUUUUUUUCGUUCGCGAUCUUGCUUAAUCACAACGCCCGCGAUUCGUCGUUGUGAUUGUUGUCAUUCGGACAGCACAAUCUACUAAAAGAAUGUCUUGAAAAUGUCUCCAAUAGACAUUCUAUUUCUCUUUUAGACGUCCUUUGGACGUCUUCAAGACAUCUUUUGAUAAUUUGUGCUGUCCGGGCAGAGAGGAGUCGCGGGAGGCUUGAUUUCUGCUUCGUCGGCGAGAGUAGUCUUUCAGUUAUCCUUUUCCUUUUUCUCCUUGUGUAAAUUUUUUAAGUGCGAAUAUAUACGUAUGUGCAUGAGUUAAGUAACGUGUAUGAUAACUAAUCGCGUUCAAACGAAACAACGUCGAUAGGAGAACCGUUCACGGAAUCACGAGAGAGGUGGUAUUACGAAUAGCAAAUAAUCUAACAAGAGUAUACUGUAAAGAAAAGCGCAUGAAAAAAAUUUACGGAAAAAAUGCUAUAAAUAAUAUAGAAGAUGUAUAGAGAAGAUAUUUAGUUAUAGAGCGAUUAUAUAUAUAUAUAUAUAUAUAUAUAUAUAUAUAUAUAUAUGUAUGUAUGUAUGUAUAAUCUAUGAACAUGUAUAUACAAGCGCAAUGCAUGUACAUAGAGUGUGCACGCAUUGUGCUUAUAUAUAUAUUUACAGAAUAGCGUCGAUUAUAUUAUAUAUCGAUAUCUAGAACAUCGAGAGAUUAAAACAAGCGUAGUGUUAGCCCCAACGAAGGAACCGAGUUUUGAACGAACGAAGUGACACUCAUUUCGGAUUUUUAGCAAGAGUCAUUUUUAUAUAUGCCACACACUACACGAUACAUACAUACACGUACACAUUCAUACGUACACAGUUUUACGAUAGAAGAUGUAGCAAGAGCAACGGUAGCCCGGGGUGAAGACCGCUGGCGCUCUCCGUUUUUCUUGAUACGUUUUGUAUAUGAAAAAAAAAACGAAUAAAUGACUGUAAUUAUUCA
Odontomachus brunneus is the source of this 7240-nucleotide messenger RNA. RefSeq lists its product as uncharacterized. Gene Ontology annotation, biological process: double-strand break repair. The transcript is spliced from 4 exons. Lineage: Eukaryota; Metazoa; Arthropoda; Insecta; Hymenoptera; Formicidae. Bases 309 to 3014 code for a protein of 901 amino acids. The record is from RefSeq and is a predicted model, not a curated record. Gene Ontology annotation, molecular function: metal ion binding; ubiquitin-protein transferase activity; nucleosome binding. Gene Ontology annotation, cellular component: nucleus; site of double-strand break.